Camellia sinensis is the source of this 2632-nucleotide messenger RNA. Its product is annotated as U-box domain-containing protein 16. The record is from RefSeq and is a predicted model, not a curated record. Gene Ontology annotation, molecular function: ubiquitin-protein transferase activity; protein binding. NCBI's taxonomy places the organism in Eukaryota, Viridiplantae, Streptophyta, Magnoliopsida, Ericales, Theaceae. Gene Ontology annotation, biological process: protein ubiquitination; cell surface receptor signaling pathway.
AUCUUUCGUAAUUUGGGUUUUGUUACAUGGAAGCUUCCAUGGCUAUGAAUUUCGAUUUCCUUAACUCUCUCUCUCUCUCUCAUGUCGGCUACUUCAAACCCAAACCCAAACCUUACCAAGUAAACCCCCUAGCCGAAUCAAAUCAACCUUAUUCAACUCUGGCCAUCUCAUUCCAAACCCUGUCAAAUACCAGCAAAUUAACAGCUGAUAUCAUCAUACACAUAUAUAUAUCUACAUAUACACGCAAACCCAAACAACAACUUGUUGCAUCAACUUUUCUCUUCAUCUUCAACCCAAACCCUAAUUUCGCAUAUUUAGAUCGAUUUUAUAUUGUGAAUUUCUGAUUUGAUUUGUUCAUUUGUUCAUGGCGGUUUCCCCCCAUGGUUUUCUGCCGAGAAAGUGUCGACCGUCGGCCGGAGCUUUCGUGUCGCUCAAAUUAUCCGACCACCGGCUUCUCCAAUCUCUGGUUCUGAUUUCGCAUGAAAUUUCGUCUCUCAAACCUCUCCGAUAUCUCCUCAGGCGAAAUUCGGCUUCGAUCGUCCGCAAAACGAAGCUGCUUUCGGUCUUGUUCGAAGAGCUGCUUCGCGCACAAAUCGAUUGCUUUUCGCCUACUGCUUUGCUGUGUUUUGAUGAAUUGUAUAUAGUUUUGCAGAGAAUCAAGACGUUGAUCGAAGAUUGCUCUAGUGGAAGCAAGACUUGGCUUCUGAUUCAAACCAAAUCGAUCGCCAACAGUUUCCACCAGAUCACCGUCGAUUUGUCUACUCUGAUGGAUGUUUUUCCGGCGAAGGAUAUGAAUUUUAACGAAGAUGUGGAAGAACUUGUUGUUCUGAUCAGAAAACAGUGUUCACAAAAGAAGGCUAUUGUGGAUCCGAUUGAUGAUAAUCUCAGGAGCGACUUGCUCGAAAUGCUCGAUAGAAUCAAGAGAGAGAUCGUUCCAGAUCAUUCCAAGCUCACCGAGAUCUUCUAUCGAUUACAAUUACGCGAUUCAUCGAGUUUCAGAGAAGAACUCGAGAGUCUCGAAGACGAAGUUCAGAAUCAAACCAACGAGAAAUCGAAGCCUGAUAUCAUCGCAUUGAUCGGACUCGUUCGUUACGCGAAAUGCGUGUUGUAUGGAGCGUCGACGCCUAGAACCACCGUGAGGCGGCGGAGAUCAGCGGCGGAUGUGGAUGUCCCGGCGGACUUCCGGUGCCCUAUCUCUCUCGAACUUAUGCAGGACCCAGUCGUCGUGGCAACGGGACAGACGUAUGAUCGUUCUUCCAUCAAUCUCUGGAUUGAAUCUGGACACAACACGUGUCCCAAAACAGGUCAGACUAUGGUCCACACGAACCUGAUUCCAAAUCGUGCGUUGAAGAAUUUAAUAGCUAUGUGGUGCCGAGAGCAGGGAAUCCCCUUCGAAGCUACGGAACCAAACGAGAAAGUCAAAGCCGUUACUCACAAUAAGACCGCGUUAGAGGCUACGAAGAUGACGGUGUCGUUUUUGAUAAACAAGUUAACGGCGUCGGAGUCAAACGAAACAGCAAACCGUUUGGUUCACGAGCUUCGGGUCCUAGCCAAAGCAGAGUCAGACAGCCGAGCCUGCAUCGCCGAAGCCGGAGCCUUACCUCUCCUCACGAAAUACCUAGUCUCGGAGGACCAAAGCCUGCAAGUUAAUGCCGUUACAACAAUCCUCAACCUUUCAAUCCUCGAAGAAAAUAAGGUUAGAAUAAUGGAGACUGACGGCGUUUUAAACGGUGUUAUCGAGGUGUUGAGAUCAGGUGCGACGUGGGAAGCAAAAGGGAAUGCGGCGGCAACGAUUUUCAGCCUGACAAGUGUACACUGUCACAGGAAAAAGCUCGGGAGGAGUACACGUGUCGUGAAGGGAUUGGUGGAAUUGGCGAAAGUGGGCCAAGGGACUUCCAAGAGAGAUGCAUUGUUAGCGAUUUUGAGUUUGGCGGCGGAGAGAGAGGCGGUUGGAAAGUUAGUUGAAGGAGGGGUGGUGGAGAUGACGUGUGAUCUCAUGCAUGGAUUCCCGGAAGAAGCGGUUAUGGUUCUCGAGGUGGUGGUGAGGAGAGGUGGAUUGGCGGCGAUCGCGGCGGCGAAUCGCGUGAUCGAGAAAUUGGUGGCGGUGUUGAGGGACGGUACGGAUAGGGCUCGGGAGAGUGCGGCGGCGACAUUGGUUAAUAUGUGUCGGAAAGCGGGGUCGGAGACGGUGGCGGAGUUGGCGGCGGUGUCAGGAAUUGAGAGAGUGGUGUGGGAAAUGAUGGGAACGGGGACGGAGAGAGGGAGGAGGAAGGCGGCGUCGUUGUUGAGGAUUCUUCGGAGAUGGGCAGCUGGGUUGAAUGGGGCUGCUAUGUACUCAACUGCAAAUAUGAUCAAUUCAACAGGGAUAGUAUUGUAAAAAAAUAAAAAUAAAAAUACAGUUCCAAAAAUUUGAAAAUGUUAUAGGUUAGUUCUGUUUUUUUUUUUUUUAUUAUUUGUAAUUAAUUACUGUAUUUUGUUUUCAAAUAUUGAUUGAUUCAUUUGUUUCUUUUCAAUCCCAGAAAAGGGAAAAGAAAAAGAAAAAAAAAACUUGUGAUGUAUUGUAUUCUAAGUAAUUGAAGCUUGUUUAGUUGUACAAAUGUGAAAAGCUGUAUGGCGUGUCCUGUUCCGACUC